Bombus impatiens (common eastern bumble bee) is the source of this 1655-nucleotide messenger RNA. It is a transcript of the gene Rpn9, whose product is annotated as 26S proteasome non-ATPase regulatory subunit 13. NCBI's taxonomy places the organism in Eukaryota, Metazoa, Arthropoda, Insecta, Hymenoptera, Apidae. The record is from RefSeq and is a predicted model, not a curated record. Gene Ontology annotation, biological process: ubiquitin-dependent protein catabolic process. Bases 46 to 1203 code for a protein of 385 amino acids. Gene Ontology annotation, cellular component: cytosol; proteasome regulatory particle, lid subcomplex; nucleus. Gene Ontology annotation, molecular function: structural molecule activity. The transcript is spliced from 5 exons.
ACCUCAUUCAUUAUACUGAUUCGGCUUUAGUCAUUGUUAUUAAAGAUGGCGGUAUCCGUGGCACCAAAAGAUGUUAAUACAUAUUUAAGUCAAAAUCAAAAUGUUGCAGACAAAGAAUUGGCUACAGAAUGGGCGCAACUCGAAGAAUUAUACAAUAAAAGGCUUUGGCAUCAAUUGACACUUAAAUUAGAAACAUUUGUUAAAAAUCCAGCGCUUCAGAAGGGAGAUAAAUUAGUACAGUUAUAUAUAAACUUUUUAUCUACUUUUGAAAACAAGAUAAAUCCUUUAUCAUUGGUAGAGAUAUUAGCAUAUGUAAUACAACAGUUUCAAGAUAAACAAGAAGCAAUUAAAUUCUUGGAAAAAACAGAAUCUAAAGUUAAAAGCAAUAAUGAGGCAGUUGCUUUGUGUAAAGUUCUCACAGGACAGAUCUUGCUUGAAAAGUUAAAUAAUCAAGAACAAGCAAAACAAAUUAUAGAGGAAGUAGAGGCUAUAUUGGAUAAUGCUGAUGGUGUUACAACAGUUCAUGGUAGAUUUUAUUUAUUAGCGAGUCGCCUUUAUCGUCUUCAGGGGAAACAUGCUGAAUAUUAUCGUACUGCUUUAAGAUACUUGGGUUGUAUUGAUUUAAAUAAUCUAAGUAGACAAGAACAGGAGCAGCAUGCAUUUUUCCUUGGAUUGGCUGCACUUUUAGGUGAAGGAGUCUAUAAUCUUGGAGAAUUGUUAGCUCAUCCAGUUUUACAAUCCUUGAAAGGUACUCCAAACUCUUGGUUAGUUGAUUUAUUACAAGCUUUCAAUGCUGGUGACAUUGUUGCACUUGAAAAAUUAAAGCCACAAUGGAGCAAAGUUGCUGAUUUAGCUGCACAGGAGUUAAAGUUGAGACAAAAAAUAUCUCUUUUAUGCCUCAUGGAAAUGACUUUCAAAAGGCAAGCUAAUAAUAGGCAAUUAACAUUUGCGGAAAUUUCUCAAGAAACUCGUUUGCCUCUCGGUGAAGUAGAAUUAUUAGUAAUGAAAGCUCUAGCUCAAGGUUUAGUUCGUGGUGCUAUUGAUCAAGUGGCAGGAACAGUAAACAUGACAUGGGUACAGCCUCGCGUAUUAGAUCGUACACAAAUAGCUGGAAUGGUUCAACGACUUGAUGGCUGGUGUAAAGAUGUUAGUUCAAUGGAACGUUUAUUAGAGUCUCGAGCGUCAGAGAUACUUACACUUUAAUAUUAGGUUUAACAUUUUUGUCAUUGAUUUGUUUGUAAGUUUUAUUUUCAUAUCUUUGUUAACUCACUGGCUUAUCAUCAUUUUAAAAAUAAAAAAUGUAAUUUACUACAAUUGAUAUAAAUACAUAAUAAUUAUGUAUAAGAUUAAUUUCAUUGUGAUAAGUCAGUGAGUUAAUAUAAAAGGACAUAUAAGAUACAGUUUCUCAAAUAUAAAAUUAUGAUGCUGUUUACAAACGAAUUAAAAAGAUAUAUAAAUUUAUUUUUAACUUAACAUCCUACACAGAACAAUUUAAUGCAAUUUUUAAUGUUUCUAUAGAAUAAUUAUUUGAACUUUUUGUGCUCAGAGACUUUGUACUAUGACUGAAAUAUUAAUAAUAACAACAUAUAUUAACAUUUAUAGCGUUUCUCUUGCUUGUUCACAUAUUCUUUAGAUAUUAAUAAUUUUCUGCAGUA